UAAAUUUAUUCAUUCGAGUCACCUUAUAGGAUAAUUCAAAAUUGGCACUUACCCAAAGUCGUCUCCGAGUCCUUGACUCAAGAAAGAAAAAUAGUUAAUCAACCACCCGGUGGUUCAGCACUAUCAGUACGUGGUGGUACGUGCCAGUUGAAACUUUGAAGAUUUUGGUUAACAUUUCAAAACUGGUGACCAUUCCAGUCCUUUGAUUCCUUUCGCCUGCAAUAUGACGCUUUGCUGUCCAAAAGUAACUCCAGACAGUUCUGUACUAGCCUCGAGAGCUCAAAUAGAGAUUGACGAUGAAAUUGUUGCCCUUGAAGAGAGAACGCGAGCUCUUCGCACGCGCCGAAACAGUCUCUCUCCCAUAUCCUCUAUCCCUCCAGAGCUCCUUAGCGCAAUUUUCGUCCAUCAUGCUCAGCAGACUCAGUUUCUUCAUGAUCCUGACAGCCCUGACGUUCUUUCAUGGCUCAUUGUCGGACACAUUUGUCGCCAUUGGCGCGGGGUUGCUCUCGGGACACCCGAGCUAUGGGCCACCCCAUUUCUCAACUCCUCAACAGCUACUGAUGAAAUGCUUACGAGGUCCAAAAUGGCUCCAUUGAACUUGAAAAUCGGUCGGCGAUAUCGUAUAGACGCCAUCCAGAAGGCGUUGAUGCACAUAGAGCGUUUGCAAGUGGUCUCUCUUCUGUUCUUGCACGGUGAUACUGCGGGACACCGUUGUAUCAUGGAAUUUAUUGACAAGCUAUCAUCAUGCUCCGCUCCCAGACUAAAAUCGCUUGCUUUAGACGUAGGGGAUAAACAAACACCACAGAUAGUAAUCCCGAUUUCUUUCUCCGCACCCAACCUUUGCAAGCUCCAAAUAAAGCACUGUGAUCUGUCAUGGGCAUCUUCCGUCCUCACAGGACUCACUGUCCUUCACAUCAAAAAAGUAUCACUGGAACGCCUUCCGACAUUAGACGAGUUGGUCUCUGCGCUCCGUCGUAUGCCUGCUCUGCAUACCCUUACAUUAGAAGAUGCUCUCCCGACUCUUUCCCCCCAUACGGUGUCGUUACCCCACAAAUCUCAUACCAUGAAUGUUCAACUUCUCCACUUGAAACAAUUGCGUUUGACGGCAAAAAUGUUGGAAGUGGCCAACAUGCUAACUUGCAUUGAAUCGCCAACAUCGGAAGUUGUUCGACUGGUAUGCCGAGCAUCCUCAGGAGAUCCGAACCAAGAAUGGAAUUUGAGCCUCCCCGUCAUCUCUCGUGCCUUGGAAAGUUGUUUCAAAGACACUCCAAAUGACUUUCGACAAGUCCCUCGUUCCAUGCAACUAUCUUCCCCUAGUAGUUGCAUUCGUUUGCAUUAUAGCACUGUCCGAAACCCUCUUUCGUGGGCGAGGGAAAUGUCUUGUCAUGAUGCGGAUCUGUCGGCGGAGUGCCCUGUCAUUCUUGACUUUGACUUUCCCAUUGAGAUGAGGAGAACAAUCCUCAGCGACUUGGGGAAGGUCGUUCCUCUUGGGAGUAUCGAGGCUAUGUACUGCGACUUUUUCUUCGCUUGCUGGGAUGGCUUCUGGGCUGAUAUUCUUACCCGUGGCGGUGCUCGUAAUCUUGCAUACAUGUACUUACGAGGCCCAAACCAAGCUCUCGAAGAACUUCUCAAAUCCCUGCGUUCACGGAAGCACAGUGUGUCGCGGUCCGUAGGCGGGCGUUCACAGCAGGAGCCCAUUUUCUCCCCAGCACUCUCCCAUCUUGUCUUUCACGACCUGGAGUUCGACUCCUCCGUCUCCAACUGGAUGCGGCCUUCUGACUUCCUCGACGUGCUCAUGGAUCGCGUCAACGAAGGUCGAGGGUUAGAGCACCUUACGAUCACUUCAACUUCGGGUAUAUUUGCCCGCGACGUGCAGUUGUUGCGAGAGGUGGUGGCCGAUGUGAGCUGGGAUGAAUACGAAAGCGAUGAAGAAUACUUCACUGACACAGAGGAUGAUUAUGAUGGUGAUUUCAUUGAUUACGAGGAUUACAGUGACGGAUAUGUCUCCUGAAAUGAUUCCGUCGGGCAAGCACGGCAAUUUAAUUAAGUAUGCUGGCGAUUCAUACAUAGCAGCUGCAUACGGAGCGUCAGAUCUCAUAGUUUACAGGUGCAGAUCUUCACUGGAACGUGAUAAAAUUCGAGGGCGAGACAAACAACUCCUGUAUCAACACUUACGAAAAUGAUCAUCAAGUACUAAUCAUACUUCCCUUUACCAUCUAAUGCAAAAUUGGUAUCAACUUUCCUGAGUAAAAAAUCGCCAUAUACAACGGAUUUGUAGCUCUGUCCUUCGUUUGAUGAUUCUUUGUCUUGAGAAGGCACAAAACGCAGAGCUGCUGGAAGUGGGGCGAUAUUCGCGGU
Messenger RNA from Suillus plorans, 2358 nucleotides. RefSeq lists its product as uncharacterized. The transcript has a single exon. NCBI's taxonomy places the organism in Eukaryota, Fungi, Basidiomycota, Agaricomycetes, Boletales, Suillaceae. Bases 224 to 2011 code for a protein of 595 amino acids. The record is from RefSeq and is a predicted model, not a curated record.